Racocetra persica is the source of this 950-nucleotide messenger RNA. NCBI's taxonomy places the organism in Eukaryota, Fungi, Glomeromycota, Glomeromycetes, Diversisporales, Gigasporaceae. The record is from the annotation of a GenBank genome assembly.
AUGCAGGAACAAAUAAAACAUUUUAAAAGUCUUAGAUCCGUUCGUGAACGUUCUAAUAAAGUUUAUGAAAAAGCAAAAACAAACACUCUCAAUCAUUUUCGGGUAGAUUUUUCGAAGCUUCAGGAUGUAGUCACCAAAGUAAUCGCAUUAACUAAACGCGAUUAUAAACAAACUAGCGAUAUCCCGCCACAUGGUCGUUGGAUUCUUAUAAAUGAGUGGAAAUCUAAUUGUGAUGAGCUGGAAAUAACACGUAGACUUUUAGAUUUGUUCGUAAUUUCUGUUUUAUUAGAUGCUGGCGCUGGAAAUGCAUGGUCUUAUAAAGAACAAGAAACUGGGUAUAUCUAUAAUCGAUCCGAAGGACUAGCCAUAGCAUCGUUAGAUAUGUUUAAAUCUGGGAUGUUUUCAACUUUAGAUUCUCAGCCGCAUCAAGUUGAUGGUACGUGUUUACAACAAAUUAAUUCUUUAUUACGAGAAGUUCAUGAGAAUUAUUUAACAUAUUUUUGGUUGACUCAUAUUAUAGCGGAUAGGCUUGAAAAAAUUAGAGUAGAGGAUGUUCGCUUGGCAUUUCAAGUUAAUGAGAAUAAUCCUCUAGAAGGACUUGAAGGUCGUGCUAAUUUGCUUAGUCGUUUGGGUCAUGCUUUGAAAGUUCAAUCUAAAUAUUUCAAAAGCAAUAAUAAUUCUGUGAAUUAUCUAUUGUCAAAUUCUAUAAUCAAUGAGACUGGAACUUUCAUAGAACUUGAUACAUUAUGGUCAGUUAUAGUUUAUGGAUUUUCAGAAAUUUGGCCGCCAACAAGAACUUCUCUAGAAGGCGUAUCAUUAAGAGAUGUUUGGCCAUGCGAAGUACUCAAAUCACCAAAUACUAGUCUUAAUUCCACAGAUCAUUUAGUAUCAUUCCAUAAACUUUCUCAAUGGCUCACAUAUUCUCUCAUUGAGCCAAUGAUAAAAAUAUU